AUGAAGGUGGCGGACGUUCUGUUGGGAAUGGGGGGGAUGGUUGUGGUGGUGACAGUGAUGCUGGACAACAUUGUAUUGGCAGAGAUGAAGCCAAAUGACUUCUUGGGGAGCAUCUCAACCAAAAUCUUUAGUGCCACCACAGGAGAAGUCAACAGAGCAUCUACCACAGUAAUGCAUGUUGGAAAUCAGACCCAGAGAAAUGAGAAUCUAACUUCUAGUACCCAAAGGGAAGUAGUCAAAGAAACUCCAAAGACCAGUAUCUCCACUCUGUCUACUCAACCACCGGAAGUGCUACCCACACCCAAGGGCGAAGUCAAACCUACCACAGAGGUGUCUACACAGCCACCAGAAUUGGUGCUACCCACAUCUUCCAUGCCUCUUAAUUCCAGUAUGUUCAAAGUACCCAAAGUAUCGAAUGAUUGGGAGCAGUUGAAACAACAGAAUCCCAAGAUUGUCAUUACUUUCCUCCAAAAUUCUGGUUUGGGUAGCCAGAUACUGAACAUGCUGGCACAAAAUAUUUACUUUGGCAGUCUCAAUCGAACCUUCAUUGUCGAUGACACCAUUUAUGGAUACAGAGGGAACGAGGAGACAGGAGUGCUGAGGGGCUUUUUCCGACCAAAAUUUCCUGUGGUCAACAAGGAUGACAAGCAAAUUGAAAUGGCCAGCGACAAAACUCCACUCUUUAUUGUGUGGUCCACCAGUGGACCAGCACGAAGAGCCUUUCGCAAACGAUUUGAAGCUGUGGGUCCUGAAGUGUACCAACGCUUUGCCGAUUGUGCCUGUGACAAUUUACAAUUCAGUGAUCAUGCACUGUCGGAAAUCAAUCAACUGAAGGAAGCGCUCAAGAUGCCAGAUCUCACAAAGUCCCAUUCGGUUGCAUUUCACAUUCGAAGAGGUGACAAACUUGAAAAGGAAGCAAAGAAAAGAUAUACAGCAUAUCACUACGUUGAUAAACUCCAGAGGAUCCCGGAUGCCGCAAAGAAACCUGUGGAACAUUGCUUUGUCGCAUCCGAUGAUUACUCAGUGGUGGGAGAACUCCAACACGCUUUGCAAUCAAAGGGAAUCCAUUGCCAGUUGCACACACUCAUACCCUCGGUCGCCAGGGGAGCUAACUUGGCAUAUGAGACCAGUGGUCACGAGGACUCAAUUCUCUUGUUGGCGGAAUUAAGCAUGAUGAUUGAUGCAACCUACUGGGUGGGUACGUGGAAUUCCAAUGCUGGCAACAUGGCUUCUGUCAUGAGAGGCUGUCGUCAUGCUGGCAAACCACACUAUAGUCAUUCGUAUGCCCUGGAUGGUAAAGACUGGUUCUUUCGAGGAAAAGCCUGUUUGGAACCGUGGAACCGGGGGUUGAUGGAAAUCAGUUGCAAUGACGACAGAUGGCAAAGUGUUGGUUAUUUCAAGCAUGGGUGUCUCCACGGAGCUCCCACAAGAGUAAUUCGCAUUGCAAGAUUCACAGAUGCUUCUCCCCUGGGCUUGGAAGACGAGAAUGGGCCCUGA
Molecule: messenger RNA, 1497 nt
Organism: Seminavis robusta
Lineage: Eukaryota; Bacillariophyta; Bacillariophyceae; Naviculales; Naviculaceae
Source: the annotation of a GenBank genome assembly